Fukomys damarensis (Damara mole-rat) is the source of this 3215-nucleotide messenger RNA. RefSeq names its product fatty acid hydroxylase domain containing 2 (gene Faxdc2). Gene Ontology annotation, molecular function: iron ion binding; C-4 methylsterol oxidase activity. Gene Ontology annotation, biological process: sterol biosynthetic process. NCBI's taxonomy places the organism in Eukaryota, Metazoa, Chordata, Mammalia, Rodentia, Bathyergidae. The coding region runs from base 299 to 1231 and encodes 310 amino acids. The transcript has 9 exons. The record is from RefSeq and is a predicted model, not a curated record.
CGGCCAGCCUCCCACCCACCAAGUGACAACAGGGUCAGCUGGAAGCGCCGGCGCCCGCCCGGAGGAGACCUCGCCUGGCCCGCACCCCGAAGCCUGGAAACUGCGCACUGCAGAGAACCAGUGUCUCCGCUCCAGAAAUAUCCCUAACCCAAGGCCAGCCCGAGGCCCCAGUCCCUGUCCUCAGCUGCGUGUGAAAAGCCCACUCACGCUUUCUUUCCCACUGCAGAAGAAGGGACAAGCUGGGAGACGCAAGCUGCCCCCGGAGAAGUCUGAGCAGGAGGGACACAUCUGGGGCUCCAUGCAGAACACAGCAUUCAUCCUGGGCUCUGGCCUGCUCCUGUCCGUGGCCUUCUGGAACUCACUCACAUGGCAUCUUCAGAGAUUCUGGGGUGCUUCCGGCUACUUUUGGCAAGCCCAGUGGGAGAGGCUGCUGUGGAAGUUUGAAGGGAAAGAGUGGAUCCUCUUCAUAAUAGGCGCUGCCCUAGUGCCGGUGCUACUCUUCUGGGCCUUCAACGGGCUUCUACUUGUGGUGGACACAACUGGAAAACCAAACUUCAUCUCCCGCUACCGGAUUCAGCUGGGCAAGAACGAGCCUGUGGACUCCGUGAAACUGCGCCAGUCCAUCCGCACUGUCCUUUUCAACCAGUGCACGAUCUCUCUCCCUGUGGUGGUCUUCCUCUAUCCCUUCCUCAAGCGGUGGGGAGACCCCUGCCGCCGAGAGCUACCUACCCUCCACUGGUUCCUGCUGGAGUUGGCGCUUUUCACCCUGACUGAGGAAGUCUUGUUCUACUAUUCACACCGGCUCCUUCACCACCCAACAUUCUACAAGAAGAUUCACAAGAAACACCACGAGUGGACAGCACCCAUUGGUGUGAUCUCUCUCUACGCCCACCCAAUAGAGUAUGUGGCCUCCAACAUGCUGCCGGCAACAGUGGGCCCCUUAGUGAUGGGCUCCCAUUUGUCCUCCAUCACCGUGUGGUUCUCCUUGGCCCUCAUCAUCACCUCCAUCUCCCACUGUGGCUACCACCUGCCCUUCCUGCCCUCACCGGAGUUCCAUGACUACCACCACCUCAAGUUCAACCAGUGCUAUGGAGUGCUGGGGGUGCUGGACCACCUCCAUGGGACUGAUACCGUGUUUAAGCAGACCAAGGCCUAUGAGCGACACGUCCUCUUGCUCGGCUUCACCCCACUGUCUGAGAGCAUCCCCGACUCCCCAAAGAAGAUGGAGUGAGCGGGCCCUUGUACAUCCUGGCUGUCCCAAGAUUCUAAGGCAGCCUGAGGCCUCACGAGUGUACCUAACAAUGUGCCUUUAGCCACAUACUUUUUUUUUUUUUUUUUUUUUUUUUUUUGGUACUGGGGAUCAAACUUGGGUCCUUGUGCUUUGAAGGCAGGUGGUGGAACCACCGAGUUCAACCCUCAGCCCCUAGCCAUAUACUCUUGAUGGCACCACUAGGGCAGAGAGCAGGCCAGCUUGCUAGAAAAGGAGGGCCAAAGAUAGAGCCAGGGCUCCCUCUAAACUACUGCUGGGACCAGAAAUUGGCUUGAAUAAAGAAAGCUCCCAAGAUUGGAGGUCCACCAGAGGGAGGAGAAACGGCUUCAAGAGAGCUCCUGCCCAGUCCCCCACAUCCUCUGCUGGAGACUUCCCCUGGACAAGGAAGAUGCAGAGGACAGAGGUGCCAGUGGCACAGGAGCCUCCGUGGACUCCAAAGAGAGCACCUUCUGGUGCCAGAGUGGGGCAACUAGGUCCCACUUUGCUUCUUUGUCCCUAAACGCUUUUCUUACACCUUACUCUGGCCACAGCCAGGGCACCUUUGCCAGUAAUUAUAGUUCUCAGUUCUUAACACACCAAGUCCCAGUCUCCACUUCCACACUGACACAGACACACAGGGUCAAAGACGAAGGCCCCGGUGCCCCUCCUUCCCACUGCACACAAAUACUGUCUUCAGAAAAGACACAAACAGAAAACCACAAGACUCCCCCCACCCCAGGUUAGAAACGCUACCAGUGAGGCUCACAACAAACCCCUAACACCCUUAGCCUUGUACAGAAAUCAAGGUCAAAACCUGAGAACUGUUCAGUGGUGGUUUCUUUUGCUCACAAAGGUAAAGGUGAGAGGCUGCCCUUCAGGGAUACCUAACUAAAGCCCCUCACCCAUCUGAACCAGACCAAGUCUAGAACCCUCUUCCGCCUGCCAAAAGGAAUGCGGGAAAACAUGACCAAAGGGCAAAACCCUUUUCCCUCCAAAGGUUAAUUAACUGUCUCAGCACCAUUCAUUCAGGGUGAUUUUCAGCCGUGACACCUGUUUAAAAGAAAUUUUAUUGGUGUCUUUAUUUUCAACAAAAGCCCCUGGCAGUGAGACACAGCCAGGAAGCUUAUUGUGGUUGUAUACAGUAUUUGUAUUUUGUCACAAGUCUGUAAUCCCAGGUCCUCAGAAGACGCUAGUAGAAUGGCUCGAGCCCUAAGUGGGGCCAGCCUGGCCAACAGAGCCCAAAAUUCUGUUUCUUAAAAGUAAGACAAAAUGUUAGUAUCUCACAGACCCAACCUCAAGGCCAGCGGUGGCACAAACCUUCUUAGAGCUUUCAAUGAUACAAACGGCCCACUGUAGCACACACGCUGUAGGCUCGCCACCGCUGCUGGAGGCAGAACUGUCAGGACUGCCCAUCAGCACUGGGAGCUCAGAAGCCUUCUUGAGGGAGCCUACUCAACACUUCGUGGGCAGCAACCUCCCUGGCCUUCCACCUGACUGGUGCACUCAGGUCCUGGCCGUAGGACAGCUUACACUCUUGGGCUGAAGUCCAUCAAAAGUCCGAGUUCUUACUGCUGCCGGCCGGUACCCAGGAACUGUUCCUUCAAAGAAGCAUCUGGAAAACAAAGAGUCAGUCUUCAGUGUGAGAACAGAGUUCGUAAAGACGAAGGUGAAAGAGCCCUGCAUUUCUCCUCUUUAAGGUCUUUAGAUUUUGAGGCACUGUAAGGGGCCUACUGGGACAAGAGACUUAACUCUUGUUUCUUCUGACACACAGAUAGUUGGCUAUUCCUUCAUAGAGGAGCUUAGCUCUAUUCUUGUCUGCAUCAAAUGGCCCCAAAUUUCCAGCAGAAUAAACUAAUCUCCAUUUAUUUUAGUAUAUACAGUAAAACCUUUUGCGAGCGUAAUUCCUUCUGGAAGCAUGCUUGUAAUCCAGAGCGCUUGUGUAUCAAAGCGAUUCUCCCACAAGAAA